AUGCUCGGUGAGCCAAUUGUAUUCUUCCUCGAUGUCGUCGAUAGCGGAAUCUUCCCAUUUACUCGCAAGGGAAGCGAAGUGGUCUCAGUUGAUGGAGGUUCUGGGGCUUCCGCGGAGGAGGCGAUGGUCCGAUCCCGUGUAGAACUUUGGAACAACAGCGACGACAGUCAGGCAAAAUCUCCGAUUGAAGAUGAUGUGGCCUAUUUCAUUAUGGAACUGUUCACCAGCCGUUCUUCUAGGGCCAAUCUUGGCGUUAAAAUCACCGACGAUGACCUUGAAGAAAGUGUAAUCUUCUCUGUAGAGCCCCUUCAGAUCCAUAUUGAACACUUCGAACUCUUCUUCUUCGUAGCCCUAUGUUGCUUUCGUACGAAUCGAUGUUUAUGGCCAAGUGAAGAGGACACCUACGCCGCCGACGCCUGUGCUGUCGCAUGUUCCAAGGAACAGCCCUUGUCCAGCCUCAAAUACAGCGUGCAGUGGGCGAUGCCUUCUCGUCUCGGUCAGUCCGAUGACGUCGUACUUGAUCUUGCAUCAUCAGUCUUCUACACACGCUUCCGAUCAAUGGGGACAGCAACGACAGCUGCCACCCGCUCCAUGAACGUUGAAGAUUUGGAAGCCCUCUACAUUAUGACGCUCACCUCUUCAGAGUUGAAGACCUUGCUGGUCGCUAUUUGA
Messenger RNA from Haemonchus placei, 672 nucleotides. NCBI's taxonomy places the organism in Eukaryota, Metazoa, Nematoda, Chromadorea, Rhabditida, Trichostrongylidae. The record is from the annotation of a GenBank genome assembly.